UUCCAACCAAGCAAACGCAUUUACCCCAUCAUCACUUUUGAACUUCCCAGUUCCCCUGAUCAAAACCCAAAAAAAAAGGAAAGAAAAAACUUCCCAGUUACCACCACCAUCUCCAGAUUCGUUCCCUUCAAACCAGAUCGAUCGGUUUCACUGGCCAAAUAAAUCACUGGAUCUCUUCGUCGAUCAACAUCAAUGGCUCCUCCAGCUCAAUCUCAGCGCUCCCCUUCUCCGUCUCAACCCUCCGGAAAAGGAGAGGUUUCGGAUCUGAAAAUGCAGCUCCGGCAGCUGGCUGGGAGCCGAGCCCCGGGAACUGAUGACUCCAAGAGAGAUCUAUUCAAGAAGGUGAUCUCGUACAUGACGAUCGGGAUCGACGUGUCGUCGCUCUUUAGUGAGAUGGUGAUGUGCUCCGCUACUUCGGAUAUUGUUCUGAAGAAAAUGUGUUAUUUGUAUGUGGGGAAUUACGCGAAGGGCAACCCGGAUAUUGCUCUGCUUACGAUUAAUUUCCUUCAGAAGGACUGUAAGGACGAGGAUCCAAUGAUCCGGGGGCUUGCUUUGAGGAGCUUGUGUUCAUUGCGAGUGGCAAAUUUGGUGGAGUACUUGGUGGGGCCUUUGGGAUUGGGAUUGAAAGAUGGGAAUAGUUACGUGAGGAUGGUGGCGACAAUUGGGGUUUUGAAGUUGUAUCAUAUAUCGGCUGCAACUUGCAUCGAUGCAGAUUUUCCAGCAAUGCUUAAGCAUUUGAUGCUUAAUGACCCAGAUACUCAGGUAGUUGCAAACUGCUUAUCGGCCCUUCAAGAAAUUUGGAGUUUGGAAGCAAGUCAGUCUGAGGAAGCAUCAAGGGAGAGAGAAGCACUGCUUAGCAAGCCAGUAAUAUAUUACUUUUUGAACCGAAUGAAGGAAUUCAGUGAAUGGGCCCAAUGUCUUGUCCUUGAGCUGGUAGCCAAAUAUGUACCCUCAGAUGGCAAUGAGAUAUUUGACAUCAUGAAUCUUCUUGAAGAUAGACUACAACAUGCGAAUGGUGCAGUUGUCUUAGCAACCAUUAAGCUGUUUUUGCAGCUGACAUUGUCUAUGACUGAUGUUCAUCAACAGGUUUAUGAGCGUAUCAAAGCACCUUUGCUUACCUUGGUCAGCUCAGGGAGUCCAGAGCAAUCUUAUGCAGUUCUAAGCCACCUGCAUCUUCUGGUGAUGCGUGCUCCUAUGCUAUUUUCUUCAGACUACAAGCACUUCUAUUGUCAAUACAAUGAGUCAUUUUAUGUGAAGAAAUUGAAACUGGAAAUGUUGACUGCCGUAGCCAAUGAGAACAACACUUAUGAAAUUGGUGAGUGCACCAUCGCAGUCACACACUGCUUCACAGAAAUAGCUGUUGUGGGCAAAUCUGUGUGCCCUGUAACAGAGUUAUGCGAAUAUGCUGCAAACGUCGAUAUUCCUAUUGCGAGAGAGUCAAUUCGGGCUGUUGGGAAGAUAGCUCUGCAGCAGUAUGACGUGAAUGCUAUUGUAGAUAGACUGCUUCAGUUUCUGGAGAUGGAAAAGGACUACGUGACGGCUGAAACACUGGUGCUCGUAAAAGAUCUUCUCAGGAAAUAUCCUCAAUGGAGCCAUGAUUGCAUUGCAGUUGUUGGGAAUAUCAGCAGCAAAAAUGUUCAAGAACCAAAAGCAAAGGCAGCUCUUAUUUGGAUGUUGGGGGAGUAUGCACAAGAGAUGCAGGAUGCUCCUUAUGUUUUGGAAAGUUUAAUUGACAACUGGGAUGAUGAACACUCUGCCGAGGUUCGCUUGCAUCUCCUUACAGCAGUAAUGAAGUGCUUCUUGAGAAGGCCGCCUGAGACUCAGAAAGCCUUGGGAGCUGCUUUGGCUGCCGGUCUUGCUGAUUUUCAUCAGGAUGUGCAUGAUAGGGCCCUAUUCUAUUACAGACUUUUGCAACACAACGUUUCUGUUGCAGAAAAUGUGGUGAACCCUCCAAAGCAAGCUGUUUCUGUCUUUGCUGAUACUCAGAGUAGUGAAAUCAAAGAUCGGAUAUUUGAUGAGUUCAACAGUCUAUCUGUUGUAUAUCAGAAGCCUUCUUACAUGUUUACUGAUAAGGAACACCGAGGUGCAUUUUCUUUUACGGAAGAACUCGGAAAUUUAUCCAUUGGAGUUGAAUCUGCAAGUAAUGUAGUGUCUGCCCAAAUCGUUGAGGCGAGUGACAAUGAUCUACUUCUAAGUACAUCAGAGAAGGAAGAAAGUAGAGGUCCCAGUAGCAAUGGAUCUGCAUAUAGUGCCCCUUCAUAUGGUGCCUCGUCAAAUCAUCCAUUACCAGCCCAUUCUCCGCAAAGUAGCUUGGCGAUAGAUGAUCUCCUUGGUCUAGGAUUGACAAUUUCAGCUAAUCCUGAGCCUUUGCCACCCUCUUUAACGCUAAAUCCAAGAGCUGUUCUAGAUCCAAGCGCUUUUCAGCAAAAAUGGCGCCAACUACCAAUCUCUGUAUCACAGGAAUACACCAUGAAUCCACAAGGAGUGGCAGCAUUGACAACCCCUCAAUCCCUUCUCCGGCACAUGCAAGGACACUCAAUCCACUGCAUUGCCUCAGGAGGUCAAGCCCCAAAUUUCAAGUUCUUCUUCUUUGCACAAAAGGCGGAGGAGUUGUCUACCUUCCUUGUAGAGUGUGUAAUAAACUCGUCAUCAUGUAAAGCUCAACUAAAGAUCAAAGCUGACGAUGAGACUACAUCCCAAGCCUUCUCCGAUUUGUUCCAAUCAGCUUUGUCUACAUUAGGCACACCCUAGUCAUUUGAGCUUGUUAUAGGCUCGGAGGUUUUGAUUUAAUACCCUUGUGUACGGAAGAAAUAAUACGAGAGAGAGAGAGAGAGAGAGAGAGAGAGAGAGAGAGAGAGAGAGAGAGAUUUUAGUGUACAUUAUCAGUGAAGGUAACUGUUAUGGUUCGUGCUCGCAAGAUUGCUUGAUAGCUGACCACUUGUAUUUGCCUCUUCUAUUACAUUUUUUGUUCUGAUUGUGGAUAACCUUUAUUCACUCAGGUUUGGAACUUGUAACAUUUGUGCAAGUUAUCUGUGAAAGUUAUCGAUUAUAAGAAUUCUGAAGGCUUUGCUUGCCCCAA
Rhododendron vialii is the source of this 3079-nucleotide messenger RNA. RefSeq names its product beta-adaptin-like protein A. The transcript is spliced from 11 exons. Lineage: Eukaryota; Viridiplantae; Streptophyta; Magnoliopsida; Ericales; Ericaceae. Gene Ontology annotation, molecular function: clathrin binding. Gene Ontology annotation, cellular component: clathrin adaptor complex; membrane coat. Gene Ontology annotation, biological process: vesicle-mediated transport; intracellular protein transport. The record is from RefSeq and is a predicted model, not a curated record. Bases 193 to 2751 code for a protein of 852 amino acids.